Messenger RNA from Contarinia nasturtii (swede midge), 9498 nucleotides. RefSeq names its product teneurin-m (gene Ten-m). Lineage: Eukaryota; Metazoa; Arthropoda; Insecta; Diptera; Cecidomyiidae. Gene Ontology annotation, biological process: motor neuron axon guidance. The record is from RefSeq and is a predicted model, not a curated record. The transcript is spliced from 17 exons. The coding region runs from base 916 to 8787 and encodes 2623 amino acids.
AGAAGAAAAGUAUAGCAGAAACAAAAUACAAAAGGAUUAAUUUGUUGUCGACUGGCAGACUGCCAUUUUUUGCCCUAUCUUCUAGUUGCAACUCAAUUUAACGAUAUAAAUAUUAUCAUUGUUGGGAUGAAAUAUAGAGGAGAGCGAAUGAAAUAAAAAAAAUGUGAUUUGCAAUGCACACGUUUCGAAAAAACUCGGUUGUCUUUAACAGAAACACGAAAAAGACAAAACACGAGAUCGACACCGCGUCCACACAAUCGUCCAUACAAUAUUCAGUGAAAAGUGAAUGAUGACAACAAAAUCCAAAAAUAGAUUUGGCAUAUGAUACCGCGUGCUGACUCAAAUUUAGACUUUGAAACAGAGAAGAAGAUAAAAACAGAAAAAAAAACCACGAACAAUUCUAUUUACACAACGUUUUUCCAGUUUCGGUACACAUUCGAAACGAAUGUCGUAUCAAAGAUUAUAAUGAACCGAAAAAAGAUCCAAAGCAACAAAAUUCAUCUUCAUAGGAUUGUGAUAAACUUUUAGUUUUUUUUUCGUUUCAAUUUAAAGCGUUUAUGAUUUUUCUGCAAUUUAUUUUGAGAAUCGCGUCGAAGAGAGAUUUUUUCAGUGAAAUCUUCGAAAUGAAAGACAAUUUUUGUUGUUGAACUCAUUUUGAAUCGUUAAAUAUGGCGAACUAAAUAAACAAAUCAACCAUAUACAUUUCAAUCAAAUGACAACGUACAAUAAUCUCAAUAAAAAGCAAUUAAAUACAGUGGAGGUGUAAUAGAAUCAGCCGAACGAACAAAAAUAGAAAAAAAAGUCAAAAAUCGGAAAAUCAAGUGGAAGCUCGUGUGCAAGAAGAGACACGAGUUUUAUUUUAUUAUUAUUUUUUUUUUGUACGUUUAUAAUAGUGAAAUCGCGUGUGCGUGCAAUAUGAAUUCCUACGAAUAUGAUACAACAAUGGAGUGUCGUGACAACGGAGUACUAUGCGGUGUUGUUCGCAGUGGCGGCAUCGGACGAGGCUGUCUCCUUGACGGAGUUGCAGCAUCAGCACCACCAGAUGUACCACCACGAAAUCCAACAAUGAAUCGAAUGAAUGGUCGUGUUACCGGCAACCCAUCUGAUUUGGGAGUAGAUUUUGAACCAUCGUGUUUAGUUCGUACACCCUCGGGUUCUGUCUAUAUUCCUAGCGGUAAUAUAAAUAUUAAUAAAGGAUCGCCCAUAGAUUAUAAAAGUGGUUCAGCGUGUUCAACGCCUACAAAAGACACAUUAAAAUCGUACGAUAGAAAUUAUAGUGGUCCCGUUUUGCCACCGCGUAGCGCAAUGUGUGGCGCACCAUCACAUCAUUAUUCAGCACCAUUGAAUUUCCGAAAAGGAAUAGCCGCUAAAUGUUCGUGGAAAUGUACAGCAAUUGCUGUCAUUCUACUCAGCGCUGUUUUGUUAUUAUUAUUGAUUUUAAUCACAGGAUCAAAUGUUUUGACAUGGUCGAACCCAGCGUGUAAUGUUCUAGUCGGUGAUAACUCGGAAAUAACAGCCGCAAAAAGUACUGUACCCGAAACCAAUAAUAAAUCAACGGCGAAUCGAGCAAAACCAUCAAUCUCAUCGACGUCAUCGCCAUCAUCGGCCGGAAAUCCAGCUGCAAAUGGGAAUAAUGGCGCGGGCGACAUUAGCAGUCAGACAACCGGAUCAACUAGUUCAAUUGGAGGUGCAAGAACAUUUCCAGCUCGUAGUUUUCCACCAGACGGCACAACUUUUUCGCAAAUUACACUUGGUCAAAAGCUAUCGAAGCAAAUACCGCCAUACAGCUACUGGAAUAUGCAAUUUUAUCAAUCCGAACCGGCCUACGUUAAAUUUGACUACAAUAUACCACGAGGUGCAUCGAUUGGUGUUUAUGCACGACGAAAUGCACUGCCAACGCACACUCAAUAUCACUUUAAAGAAGUUUUAAGCGGUUUUAAUGCUCGUACAACGCGCUCAACUCAUCAACCAUCGGUGAGCCGAGAAGUGACACGAUAUAUGGAGCCGGGACAUUGGUUUAUUUCAUUGUAUAAUGAUGACGGUGAUGAACAGGAGAUUACAUUUUAUGCAGCUGUUGCCGAUGACAUGACACAAAAUUGUCCGAAUGGAUGCUCCGGUAAUGGUCAGUGCUCCGGUAAUAGUCAUUGCCAAUGCAAUCCAGGAUUUGGCGGCGAUGACUGCAGCGAAAGCGUGUGUCCCGUGCUUUGCAAUCAGAAGGGUGACUACAUCGAUGGAGAAUGUAAGUGCAAUCCUGGUUGGAAGGGUAAAGAAUGUACGCUGCGUCAUGAUGAAUGCGAAAUGGCACCAAAUGGGCAAAUUUGCAGCGGCCAUGGUCACUGCAUGACAGGCACAGGCAAAUGUCAAUGCAUUCGGGGAUUUAAAGGUGCCAUGUGCGAAGAAGUCGAUUGUCCACAUAACAACUCAGGGUUGCCAUGUUCAGGUCAUGGUUUCUGUGCACAAGGUACAUGCAUCUGCAAAAAAGGAUGGAAAGGACCCGAUUGUGGAACUAUGGAUCAAGACGCAUUACAAUGUCUGCCGGAUUGCAGUGGACAUGGUACAUUCGAUUUGGAUACACAAACAUGCAAUUGUGAACCAAAGUGGAGUGGUGACGAUUGCUCCAAAGAAAUUUGCGAUUUAAAUUGUGGAAAUGGAAAAUGCUUAGGUGAAACUUGUUCAUGCGACAGUGGAUGGGGCGGUGAAUUUUGUAAUACAAAAUUGUGUGAUGGGCGGUGUAACGAACAUGGUCAAUGCAAAAAUGGCACAUGUCUAUGCGUGUCCGGAUGGAAUGGAAAACAUUGUACAAUUGAAGGGUGUCCGGCAAGUUGUUCAAAUCACGGAUCAUGUCGUGUCGGUGGCGAAGGACUAUGGGAAUGUCGUUGCUACGACGGAUGGGAUGGAGCCGAUUGUUCGGUUGCAUUAGAGCAAAACUGUGCGGACAACAAAGACAAUGAUAAAGACGGUUUGGUCGAUUGCGAAGAUCCUGAAUGUUGUCAAAAUCAUGCAUGCCGUUCGAGUCAGUUGUGUGUCUCGGCACCAAAACCCAUUGACGUUCUAUUGAGAAAACAACCACCGGCCAUAACUGCUUCGUUCUUUGAACGAAUGAAAUUCCUUAUCGAUGAAGGAAGCCUACAAAACUAUGCCAAACUCGAAACAUUUAAUGAAAGCAUCUUUUGGAAUUAUUUCAACGCAAGUCGGUCAGCUGUAAUCCGUGGACGAGUGGUGACAUCAAUGAAUAUGGGCCUGGUCGGAGUUCGGGUGAGCACAUCAACACCAUUGGAAGGAUUCACAUUAACACGUGAUGAUGGAUGGUUUGAUUUAAUGGUGAAUGGAGGCGGUGCAAUAACAUUACAAUUUGGACGUUCACCAUUCCGGCCACAAAGCGUCAUCGUCCAAGUGCCAUGGAAUGAAGUAAUCAUCAUUGAUACGGUUAUAAUGUCAACAUCAGAAGAUAAAUCACUUGCAAUAACAGCGCAUACAUGCGUUUCACAUGAUUAUGAUACAAUGAAACCAGUUGUACUUGCAUCAUGGAAACAUGGUUUUCAAGGUGCAUGUCCCGAUCGUAGUGCCAUUUUGGCCGAAUCACAAGUGGUACAGGAAUCAUUGCAAAUACCCGGCACUGGCCUAAAUUUAGUGUAUCAUAGCUCGAGAGCGGCUGGCUAUUUGUCAACAAUUAAAUUACAAUUAACACCAGACGUAAUUCCAUCGACAUUGUCGUUGAUACAUUUGCGCAUCACAAUCGAAGGUAUUCUAUUCGAGAGAGUGUUUGAAGCGGAUCCCGGCAUUAAAUUUACAUAUGCAUGGAAUCGGUUGAAUAUUUAUCGUCAACGUGUUUAUGGUGUUACAACGGCCAUUGUUAAAGUUGGUUAUCAAUACACCGAUUGCAAGGAUAUCAUUUGGGAUGUACAAACGACAAAACUGAAUGGACACGAUAUGACAAUUUCAGAAGUUGGUGGAUGGAAUAUUGAUGUACAUCAUCGAUACAAUUUCCAUGAAGGUAUUUUACAAAAAGGUGACGGUUCAAAUAUCUAUUUGAAGAAUAAGCCACGUGUUAUCUUAACGGCAAUGGGUGAUGGACAUCAACGACCACUCGAUUGUACUGAUUGCAAUGGUAUUGCGACCGAACAACGUUUAUUGGCACCCGUUGCACUUGCUUCUGGCUCUGAUGGCAGUUUAUAUGUUGGCGAUUUCAAUUAUAUUCGUCGCAUUAUGACUGAUGGCACCGUUAAGACAGUUGUUGCAUUGAAUGCAACACGAGUUUCAUAUCGUUAUCACAUGGCAAUCAGCCCGUUGGAUGGUUCAUUGUACAUUUCGGAUCCUGAAUCACAUCAAAUCAUAAAAGUUCGAAAUGUUGACGAUUUUAGUGAUCCAGAACAUAAUUGGCAGCCGGUUGUGGGCUCUGGAGAACGUUGUUUGCCAGCCGACGAAGCUCAUUGCGGUGAUGGUCGUUUGGCAAGUGAAGCAAAGCUUGCGUAUCCAAAAGGGAUUGCAAUUGCAUCUGAUAAUACAUUGUAUUUUGCUGAUGGAACAAACAUUCGAAUGGUUGAUAAAGAUGGUAUUGUUUCGACAAUCAUUGGAAAUCAUAUGCAUAAAUCACAUUGGAAACCAAUGCCAUGCGAAGGAACAUUAAAAGUGGAUGAAAUGCAUUUGAGAUGGCCAACCGAAUUGGCUGUUAAUCCACUUGAUAAUACAUUGCACAUUAUUGACGAUCAUAUGAUUUUGCGAAUUGCACCAGAUGGUCGGAUUCGUGUGGUGGCCGGCCGUCCAUUACAUUGUACAUCGACAAGUACUCAAUUGGAUUCCGAUUUGGCUGCGCAUGCCACAUUGGUUCGGCCACAGAGCAUUGCAUUUGGACCGUUGGGUGAUUUAUUUGUGGCCGAAAGUGAUUCACAGCGUAUCAAUCGUAUUCGUGUUAUUGGAACUGAUGGCAAGAUUUCAUUGUUUGCCGGUGCCGAAUCGAAGUGCAAUUGUUUGGAACGUGGUUGUGAUUGCUUUGAAGCCGAUCAUUUCUUGGCAACAAGUGCAAAAUUCAAUACAAUUGCUGCAUUGGCCGUUACACCCGACAAUCAUGUACACAUUGCCGAUCAAGCAAAUUAUCGCAUUCGCAGUGUUAUGUCCAGCAUUCCAGAGGCAUCAAAUCAACGUGAAUACGAAAUAUUUGCACCAGAUACACAAGAAAUUUAUAUCUUCAAUCGUUUCGGACAACAUAUUGCGACGAAAAAUAUUAUGACCGGUGAAACAAGCUACACAUUUACGUACAAUGUAAAUACAUCAAAUGGAAAAUUAAGUACUGUCACCGAUGCGGCCGGAAAUAAAGUGUUUUUGCUGCGAGAUUAUACCACUCAAGUGAAUUCCAUUGAGAAUACCAAAGGUCAAAAGUGUAAGAUUCGAAUGACUCGAAUGAAAAUGUUGCACGAACUAAGCACACCAGACAAUUACAAUGUCACAUUUGAAUAUCAUGGACCGACUGGGUUGCUUAAAACAAAACUUGACUCAACAGGACGAUCGUAUGUUUAUAAUUAUGAUGAAUUUGGACGUUUAACAUCGGCUGUUACACCAACGGGUCGUGUGAUUGAUUUAACAUUCGAUUUAAGUGUACGCGGUGCAACAAUUAAAGUAUCGGAAAAUGCACAAAAAGAGGUGUCAAUGCUGAUUCAAGGCUCAAGUGUUGUUGUUCGAAAUGGUAAAGCCGAAACAAAAACAACCGUUCAGGCGGAUGGCAGUACAUUGAGUGUAACACCAUGGAAUCAUGUGGUCAGCAUGGAAGCCGUUCCAUAUGCAUUAUUGGCCGAAAUAAAUAAAUUAUUGGCCGAAAGUUAUCCGGUGCCAUCGAAGCAACGGGUUGAAGUGGGCGGUGAAUUGGCAAAUCGAUUUGAAUGGCGAUUCUUUACGAAACGUACACAACCCAAAGGUAAAGCACAAAAAGGACAAUUGACACCAAUCAAAACAACGGUUGGCCGUAAAUUACGCAUUAAUGGUGAAAAUAUACUGACAUUGGAAUAUGAACAGGAAACAAAAUCGGUGCUUGUAUUUGUCGAUGAUAAAAUUGAAUUGCUUAAUGUUACAUACGAUCGUCAGGCACGGCCCAUUUCAUUCCAACCACAAUCGGGCGAAUAUGCUGAAGUCGACUUGGAAUAUGAUCGCAACGGACGUUUGACAUUAUGGAAAUGGGGUGAAUUGAAAGAAGAGUAUAGCUUUGAUCGCGGUGGUCGAUUGAAUGAAAUCAAAUAUGGUGACGGCAGUUCGAUUGUAUACUCAUUCAAGGACAUGAUGACAACAUUACCGUUGAAAGUGACAACACCCAGACGCAGUGAUUAUUUAUUGCAAUACGAUAAUGCUGGUGCAUUACAAUCGUUGACAACACCACGUGGACACAUUCAUUCAUUCUCAUUGCAAACAUCACUUGGUUUCUUUAAGUAUCAAUAUUUCUCACCGAUCAAUCGUCAUCCAUUCGAAAUUUUGUACAACGAUGACGGUCAAAUUCUUGCUAAAAUCCAUCCACAUCAAUCGGGCAAAGUGGCAUAUGUAUACGAUGUUGCCGGUCGCUUAGAAACAAUUCUGGCUGGUUUAUCGUCAACACACUACACCUAUCAGGAUGCAUCAAGUCUCAUUAAAUCGGUUCAAGUGUUGGAGCCUGGUUUUGAAUUACGUCGUGAAUUUAAAUAUCAUGCCGGUAUUUUGCGUGAUGAAAAAUUGGAAUUUGUUUCGAAGAGUUCGUUGGCCGCUGCACAUUUCAAGUAUCAAUAUGAUGGUAAUACACGUUUAACGGCAAUUGAAAUGGAUAUUGGUGGCAAAGAAUUGCCCGUUGUUAAGUAUAAAUAUGGACAAAAUUUGGGAUCACUUGAAUCGAUGAGCGAUUUGAAGAUAACACGUAACACUGCCAAUCGUACGGUGGUACAAGAUGCGACCAAACAAUUUUUCCAAAUUUCCGAUUUCGAUGAACAUGGCCGGGUGAAGAGUGUUUUAGUCAAUAUUAAAUCGCUCGAUGUAUUCCGGUUGGAACUUGAUUAUGAUCUACGUAAUCGCAUCAAAACGUAUAAAACAACCAUUGGCCGAUCAACAUCGGUGGACAAAGUGAAUUACAAUGCAGACGGUCAUGUAAUGGAAGUGGUUGGUACAAAUAAUUGGAAAUAUGUACCAGAUGAAAAUGGCAAUAUCAUCAGUAUUUUGGAACAAGGCGAUAAAAUGAAUUUGGGCUAUGAUACCGGGGAUCGUGUCACGCAUAUCGGUGACAUUGAAUUCAAUUCGUACGAUUCACGUGGCUAUGUGGUGCGACGCGGCGAACAAAAGUAUCGUUACAAUAAUCGUGGUCAAAUGAUUCAUGCAUUCGAACGCGAUAAGUUCCAAUCGUGGUAUUUCUACGAUGAAAUGAAUCGUUUGGUUGCAAUCUAUGAUGACAAAGGAAAUGUUACACAAUUCUACUAUGCAAAUACAAUGACACCAAAUUUAGUGACGCACGUUCAUUUCCCGAAGGCAAGCAAAACAUUGCAAUUGUUAUACGAUGAUCGUAAUAUGCUUGUGGCUGUUGAAACUGGUGAACAACGAUACUAUACGGCCACCGAUCAAAAUGGUUCACCGUUGGCAUUCUUCGAUAUCAAUGGUAAUGUUGUGAAGGAAGUGCGCCGUACACCAUUUGGUCGUGUCAUCAAAAAUACCAACACCAAUUUACAAAUUCCGGUCGAUUUCCAUGGUGGCAUUUUGGAUCCAAACACGAAAUUAAUUUAUAUCGAAAAUCGUUUAUACGAUCCAACCGUUGGACAAUGGAUGACACCAUUAUGGGAACCGUUAGCAACAUCAAUGAAUUUCCCGACCGAUGUAUUUAUUUAUCGUUUCCACAAUAAUGAUCCAAUCAACAGCAAAGAUGGAAUGCGUUAUAUGACCGAUUUAGAUUCAUGGUUGUCAUUGUUUGGCUAUGAUUUGCAUAAAAUGCAAGGUUCAAAAUAUACAAAAGAUCGUGUUUAUCAACCGCAAGAAACAAUAAAAUCAUCAUUGUUAGCACCUGAUUUUGGUGUUAUGUCCGGUUUGCAGUGUAUCGUUGAAAAGAUUGAUGAGAAAUUUUCGGACUUUGGUUUUGUGCCGAAGCCAUUGUUAAAAAUGGAACCAAAGACACGAAAUUUAUUGCCACGUGUUGCAUAUCGACGCGGUGUAUUUGGUGAAGGUGUACUUAUUUCACGUAUCGAUGGUCGUGCAAUGGUUAGCGUUGUCGAUGGUUCAAAUAGUGUUGUGCAAGAUGUUGUAUCGUCUGUAUUUAAUAAUUCGUUCUUCCUCGAUUUACAUUUUAGCAUCCAUGAUCAGGAUGUAUUCUAUUUUGUUAAAGAUAAUGUAUUAAAAUUACGCGAUGAUACCGAAGAAUUGCGUCGUCUUGGCGGUAUGUUCAAUACGACAACACAUGAAAUUGCCGAUCAUGGUGGUGCCGGUGGUAAAGAGUUACGUUUACAUGGCCAUGAUGCGGUUGUUAUCAUUAAGUAUGGCGUUGAUCCCGAACAAGAACGACAUCGAAUACUGAAACAUGCACAUAAGCGAGCGGUUGAACGAGCUUGGGAACUUGAAAAGCAAUUGGUUGCGGCCGGUUUUCAAGGUCGUGGCGAUUGGACGGAAGAGGAAAAAGAAGAGCUCAUUUCACAUGGUGAUGUUGAUGGCUUUAUUGGCGUUGACAUUCAUAGCAUUCAUAAAUUUCAUCAACUGGCCGAUGAUCCAGGUAAUGUCGCCUUUCAACGUGAUUCGAAACGAAAACGACGAAAAAGCGGCUUUCACAAAACCACACAAAGACAACAUCGACACGAAACGUGAAAUUUUACACACCACACAAUCGUAACACCAACAUCAACCGCAACAACAAUAAAAUAAAAUAUAAAUAAAUAUAUCUAGUAUAUACACACACAAAAACACAACACACCUAAAAGCAAACAAAACGGUUGACAACUUUGAGACGAAAAGCAAACGCAAAAGUUUUUAAAGUAAAUAAAUGACAAAAACAAGGAAAUGGUGAAUCUAGUUUCAAAACAAUGUAAAUUAUACUUAAGAAUUACAGAUAAUAUGCAUAUAAAUCUAUAUUAUUAUUACUAUUAAAUGAGUAAAAAAAAUGGAAUUGUGAUAAUACUAAUCGGACUAUUUAAAGAAGUAAAUUAAUUUAAUACACAAAGAAAAAGCAGCAUCAAACUCGUUCGAGCAUUCGAUUUGAAGAGCAUCAAACGGAUCAUAACCGCAAAGAAAACGUGAACGAUACACAACUUGAAAUGCAACUAAUGAGCAAAUAAAGAAGAAGAAAAAAAAAAACAUGAAUAUUGAGAUGGGAAAAAGAAAAUGGAAGACGCUAUUCAUACAAGAAAAUUCACAAGUAAACCUAUUAAAGAAAACAACAAGAAAAGAAGAAAAAAAAAACACAAAAAAAACAUAUAUUUAUACCGCAUGAUUAUGAGAAUGAUAAAAUUAUAGCAAAGUAAAUAUUGAGUGAAAUAAAUAACAAAAAAAAAAAACAAUGAGACACACACACACAACAAA